This is a messenger RNA of Cadophora gregata, 1020 nucleotides long. Its product is annotated as lysyl-tRNA synthetase. The record is from RefSeq and is a predicted model, not a curated record. Gene Ontology annotation, molecular function: tRNA binding; ATP binding; lysine-tRNA ligase activity. The transcript is spliced from 2 exons. Gene Ontology annotation, biological process: lysyl-tRNA aminoacylation. The coding region runs from base 1 to 1020 and encodes 339 amino acids. Gene Ontology annotation, cellular component: cytosol; cytoplasm. NCBI's taxonomy places the organism in Eukaryota, Fungi, Ascomycota, Leotiomycetes, Helotiales, Ploettnerulaceae.
AUGGAGCCUCUGCCAGAGAAGAUAAGCAAGAACGAACAAAAGCGACGAGCUAAGCAGCUCGAGAAGGAGCAACGAAGAAAUCAGCAACCUGCUACACCUCAAACAUCAUCAGGCAGUGAGUCAGAAAACAUGCCUCACCAACACCACGAAAACCGACUCAAGCUCUUCCAAUCCCUGAGGUCGACACCAAGUCACCACCUCUAUCCAUCCUCCUUCGAACCAAAUGUUGAAGACUUGGCUGCGUUGAAGAGCGAAUUGGAGUCAAUCAAGACAGGAGAGCAAGAUACCUCUAGGGACAUCAAGCUUCGUGGAAGAAUAAUCUUCAUCCGUUCGGCGGGCAAACGUCUACGCUUCUACGUUAUUCAGAAUGGAGAAGAACAAAUCCAAAUUGUUUCUCAAGCGCAGGAAGUAGACGAUAUGGCAGUUUUCCUCCAACAGCACGAACACCUUGGUCGCGGCGAUAUUAUCGGCGUCAUAGGCCACCCAGGUCGGACAGCACCACGCGGUCGCCCCGUCGGUGAACUAUCUAUCUUUGCUAGCGAAAUCAUCCUGCUCGCUCCAUGUCUCCAGAUGAUACCCAAGGACACAGGGUUCACUGAUGCCGAGCAAAGACACCGCAAUCGACCUUUAGACUUAAUAGCCAAUCGCUCAACUCGCGAUUUGUUCCGCACCCGUCAUCAGAUGAAUAUGUACAUUAGCAAUUUCCUCAGUGCACGCGGCUAUAUCAGCGUUGAGACUCCAAUUCUCAACCAAACCGUAGGAGGUGCAUCCGCCAAGCCGUUCACGACAUACCAUAACGCCCUGAAGCGAGACCUCUUCCUUCGCAUCGCGACCGAACUUCCACUCAAGCAGCUUGUCGUCGGAGGACUCGAUCGCGUAUUUGAGAUUGGUAGGGUGUUCAGGAAUGAGGAUAUCGAUCUAACGCACAAUCCUGAGUUCACAAGCUGCGAGUUCUAUCAGGCAGAUGCAAAUUACAACGACAUGAUGUCCAUCACUGAAAACUGGUUUCCAGUCUCGUGA